Messenger RNA from Effrenium voratum, 1401 nucleotides. NCBI's taxonomy places the organism in Eukaryota, Dinophyceae, Suessiales, Symbiodiniaceae. The record is from the annotation of a GenBank genome assembly.
AUGCAAGCGGGGACUCAGGUUGCGCCUGGGCGCCCGCCGCAAGUCCGAAUGGCCGGGCAGGCCUACUCACCCUAUUCAGCCCCUCAGCAGCCUGGUAGCAGACCCUGGGUCAUGCGCCCGGUCUAUGCGCCAAGGCUAUCAGCCGCCCCAGGCCAGCAAGGCCUGGGCGGCCUGGCCCAUGUUUCAGUUGCCCCCUCAGUGAAUGCGAGUCCAUAUCACUCGCGCACGAAUUCCGGACAAUAUCAUGCUCACGCACCUGCUAUGCUUCCUUCUGCGGCGGCGCCGGUGCUGCACGAGGAGCGGAAGACUUGGGCGUACCAGCCAAGCGCAGACACUGGAAAACGUGAGGCUCCGCCAUCCCAGUUAUCCAAACCGUUGCUUGGUGACCAGGAUGUGGAGACUGGGAACCAGCUGCAGGGCCUGGACGUCCGCGAGCCCAAAGCCAUUGCUUGGGCUCGCACAGCCCUGCUGCUACUGGCAGGCCUCGUGUUGUGGGUCUUCCCCGAGCGCUGGGCUUCGGUGCUGCUGCUGCUGGCUGCGUUGCUCACGGCGCCCCACUUGGGACCCAUGCUGCGGGGCGGCCCUGCGCUGCCGCACGUGGGAAUCCGGCGGCUGAUCGCCUCGUGGCUUCUGGACUUUGGCCUCGGCGUCGGUUCUGCCAUUGUUGACCAGGAAAAGGUUUGGAAGCCAAAGCUGGAGAAGGCUUUGGACGCAGAUUCAGAUCUGACGAAAGGCAUCAACAAGUAUGCCUUGCACAUCGCGGGGAAUUUAGGCCAAGCCGUGCUGGCAGAGAAAUCCAAGUGGAUCCCUCCUGUGAUCAGCACGGUCUCGGAGGUGGUGCCGCCGGCACUGUCUGCGGUCAUGGAGAGAAAGGCAGAGUGGACGCCUGCCCUCGAAGCGCUGGUGGGGGAAAUUGUGCCCACUGUCAUGAGUGGAGUAAUGAAGAACCACCAUGGCUGGUCACCCGCGCUGAUGCAGCUUGUGGGUGACGUGGUGCCCCCUGUGCUCAGCCACGUGCUGCGGAACAGGCAGUGGACGCCUGCGCUGCUGGAGUUUGUGGGUGAGGUGGUUCCUGCCAUUGUGGCAAUCGUGCUGCAGAGGCCAGAGCUGCCCCCAGCCAUCAGCGAAUUCGUCAACAACGCAGGGCCGACUCUGGCACCGGCUGUCGUGAGGUUGAUCGAUCUCAUCAUGUGUGACCCGACCCUGAUGGUGACCAUCAGGAGAAUGACAGACACCAGCAUGCGGGAUGAGCACAUGAUAGCAGGCAUCAAGGAGGUCAUUGAAGACUCCCUGAAGGACGGUGGUAUGUACCGCGCUGUCGGCAGAGGAGUUCUUGCUGCUGCUGGGCAGAGCGUGGAAGACAUGAAGACCCGUGCCAAGGGUCACUUUAGAAGCAACUGA